Messenger RNA from Daldinia caldariorum, 873 nucleotides. Its product is annotated as mitochondrial carrier. Gene Ontology annotation, biological process: mitochondrial citrate transmembrane transport. Lineage: Eukaryota; Fungi; Ascomycota; Sordariomycetes; Xylariales; Hypoxylaceae. The coding region runs from base 1 to 873 and encodes 290 amino acids. The transcript is spliced from 3 exons. The record is from RefSeq and is a predicted model, not a curated record.
AUGGUAGCAGAUGCGGACGGCAAGACUUCCCCGGUCUUGUCCCUGGUCGCCGGCGGCAUUGCGGGGGGUGUCGAAUCAGCUUGCACAUACCCCUUCGAGUUCGCAAAGACGCGCGUGCAGCUCUACGGCCAUGAGGGCAUCAGGAACCCGUUCAUGGUCGUCGCUAAGGUAGCUCGGGAGGAGGGCCUGCGCGCGCUGUAUAAAGGGUGCUCGACUAUGAUAGUGGGUUCCAUCGGCAAAGACGCAGUGCGCUUCGUCGCCUUCGACAGCAUCCGGUCGCUAUUCUCGGACCCGACCACACACCGGACCACGACGGCGCAAUCCAUCGCGUCGGGCAUGCUCACGGGGGUCGUCGCCUCGACGGCGAUCGUCACGCCGUCGGAGCGCAUCAAGACCGCGCUGAUAGACGACGCCCGGACGUCGCGGCGCUUCCGGUCGCCGGCGCACUGCGUCGCGUGCCUGUGGCGGGAGCAAGGCGCCCGCCGCGCCCUGUACAGCGGCUACGCGACCACCACCCUCAAGCAGAUCGGGACGACGGGCUUCCGGCUGGGCUCGUACGCGGCGCUCAAGGACUGCGAGCGGAGCUACGGGGUGUCGGUCGACGGCCCCGCCGUCAGCUUCGCGAACGGCGCCGUCGCGGGCACGCUGACCACGCUGGCGACGCAGCCGUUCGACACGGUGAAGACGAAGGCGCAGCAGGCGCGCGCUGUGCGCACGCUCGAGUGCGUGCGCGCCAUUUACGCGGAGGACGGCCUCAGGGGGUUCUGGCGCGGCACGGUGAUGAGGCUCGGAAGGACGGUGAUGGCGGGUGGGAUAUUGUUUACGGCGAACGAGCAGGCGCUGAAGUUGUUGAAGACUGUGUUUGGCGGGUAG